CAGAUUGUCACUUGCCAUGGCGAUCGCCGGCACAUUGAACUUUGGACCCGGAGACGGAUUACCUCACAGCCGCCAACGGAGAGAAGUUCAUGCUGGACCCCCCCUACGGAGACGAGCUUCCCUGCCAAGGACUUCGACCCGGGCCAGGACACCUACCAGCACCCCCCCCCCCGACGGCAGCAGCCUGAAGGUGGACGUCCAGCCCGAAGAGCAACCGGCUGCAGCUGCUCACAGACCCUUCGACAAGUGGAGCGGAGGAGGACCUCGAGGACAUGAGGAUCCUCAUCAAGGUGAAAGGGAAAUGCACGACAGAUCACAUCAGCGCUGCCGGCCCGUGGCUGAAGUUUCGCGGUCACCUUGACAACAUCUCCAACAACAUGCUGAUCGGAGCCGUCAACAUCGAGAACGAAGCCAUCAACACGCUGAAGAACUACCUGACGGGGGAAUACGAUGGAGUCCCUGACGUGGCCCGCCACUACAAGGCUAACGGUGUGUCCUGGGUUGUGGUCGGAGACGAUAACUACGGCGAGGGCAGCAGCAGAGAGCACGCUGCGCUGGAGCCCCGACACCUGGGAGGAAGAGCCAUCAUCGUCAAGAGCUUCGCCAGAAUUCACGAAACCAACUUGAAGAAGCAGGGUGUUCUGCCUCUGACCUUCAACGACCCUUCGGACUACGACAAGAUCUGCCCCGAUGACAAGAUCUCCAUCCAAGGACUGAAAACCUUCGCUCCAGGAAAGCCUGUCACGGCGGUGUUGAAGCACAGCGACGGCAGCGAGGAAUCGAUCGUUCUGCUGCACAGCUACAACGAGACGCAGAUCGAAUGGUUCCAGGCAGGAUCCGCCCUGAACAGGAUGAAGGAGCUGAUGUGAGGAGCCCAGAGCAAACACGUGGAGGAGUGAGGAGGAUUUUCAGGGGAGAAGGGGGGGGGAACAGGGGGGGGAAGGAUGAAGGAUGAAGAAUUUAGUUAAUGAUUGCUCCGUCAGCUGCAUCAGAAAUGUGUCGCUUUACCUCAGAGUUACGUGUUGAUAAGUUCAGACGAUGUUGAUGAGGGAACAAAAGCAACUGCUCUGCGGUCAGUACUGUACGCUGCUAAGUCAAACGGUGAAAACCAACUCAAAAUCAGUCUGUUGGACCCACACACACACACACACACACACACACACACACUUUGACACAUUAAGCUGAUAACGUUACUAGAGCUAAGCCAGAUGAUCACACACUUGUUGGAGGAUUUUGUUGCACACACUGCAUGAAAAUGUGUCAUUAAACCAACCCUGGUGUAGCAGACCCAGCUGAUUUGUAGUUAUUGCUGAAAGGCAUUCUGGGAAACGUAGGCAUGGGGCAGCUUGAGAGAAAGUUGAUUGCAUUGGGAGCAUCUUUUUUUAGCAAAUGAUGUCUUUUAAUCACAGUACACAUUGUCAAAAGGUUACAGAGAACAAUUGCAGACUUUACUUCAUAUACAGAAAGACUUGUACGCUUUAAUACUGUGUGUAAGAACAAAGUGAAACUCCUAUUCUUCUUCCCUGAUUCCAUCACUGCCACCUUCUUUAAACUGCCCUCCCGAUCAAUCCUAAACCUCUCAACAAGGUCAAAAGCAUCUUAAGGUUUCCCCACACCUUGUUAGUUUGUUUGUUUAUUUAUUUAUAUAUUUGAUCUUGCAAAUGGUUCACAUGCUGCAUGCUUUUUCCAUAAAACUCUUUUUAAAUAACACACGGGUUAAACAUGGACCUGUGUGGUCUCCAGUGCCCUUUUCUGCAGGGUAACGUGUCACUGUUUGUGUUCCUUUUUACCUCAAAAAACAAAACUGAAUUGAAAAACAAAACAUCGGUACAAUCAGUUUUGUAAUGGUGCUUGGAGAAAUUCAUAACUGAUGUCAGACUGUAAAUUAUCCCUUGCUUUAAAUAAGUACAAAGAUAAUAACUCCAGAUUACUAUGACAGCUGUUUCUGGUGUUUUUAAGUGGAUGUUAUGAACCCAAACCGGAGUACAGAUGAGAAACAAGAUGUGUUUUAAUUCCCCUUUACGGUCCCAUCAUACUGAAAACAUCCAGAGGUCAAUCAGCUGAAGGCUAAAACCAUUCUCUCAAGGACUGUAUGUGAAAUGUCUGAUUUCUUGUACAUUAAUGUGUUGUUAUUUUUCUCCCAGAUUAUCUUUUCUGUAUUACAGAAAUGCCAACGGGUUGUAAAAUAAAAAAAAUCACAGAUCUCAUUUAUUUA
Messenger RNA from Trematomus bernacchii (emerald rockcod), 2215 nucleotides. RefSeq names its product aconitate hydratase, mitochondrial-like. The coding region runs from base 273 to 869 and encodes 198 amino acids. The transcript has 5 exons. The record is from RefSeq and is a predicted model, not a curated record. Gene Ontology annotation, molecular function: 4 iron, 4 sulfur cluster binding; aconitate hydratase activity. Gene Ontology annotation, biological process: tricarboxylic acid cycle. Lineage: Eukaryota; Metazoa; Chordata; Actinopteri; Perciformes; Nototheniidae. Gene Ontology annotation, cellular component: mitochondrion; cytosol.